AUGUUUGCUGGUUUUGUCCCAUCUCUGAUAAAUAUUUACGGGGGUGGUGGAGUAGCCGGAGGUGGAGCGCAGGUGACAACAAUGGGGUUGUCGAAGGUUGUUGAGGUUGGCGUUGGAGAAAUAGGGAAGGGAGGAGUAAAAAGGUAUCUCAAGAAAACGCUAGAUUAUGGCAUCUAUUAUAGUGGUGAUCCUGCUACACUAGAAGGGUAUUCAGAUGCUAGUUGGAUCACUGAUCAAGAGGAUUAUUCCUCAACAAGUGGAUGGGUAUACCUCUUUGGUGGGGGUGCGAUAUCUUGGGGAUCUAAGAAGCAAACGCGUCUUACAGAUUCAACUGUGGCUGCAAAAUUUAUAGCCUUGUCAUCCGCUUCUAAGGAAGAGGAACGCACAUGGUAUUACCGUCCCAAAGUAAGUGCUUUGUCCUGCAAUUUGUUAAAAGGAGAUUCAGACCUUGCUCAUCUCCCUUAUCUCUAUGGAAUCAUAAACGAAACUCUCCGAAUGUGCCCAGCUGUUCCAUUUCUUGUGCCACACGAGUCCUCGGAUGAGUGUGUCAUUGGAGGUUUUCGUGUACCCCGGGGUACAAUGUUUCUAGUGAAUUUGUGGGCAAUACAAAAUGAUGCUAAGUUUUGGGAGGAGCCAAAUGAGUUCAAGCCUGAAAGGUUCAUCGAUUUCAAAGGGCAACGAGACGGGUUCAGGCUAAUGCCAUUUGGAUAUGGCAGGAGAGGAUGUCCAGGUGAGAAUUUGGCAAUGCAUGUGGCUUCUUUGGCAUUAGGAUCACUUAGUCAAUGCUUUGAAUGGGAGAGGAUAAGUGAAGAGCCGGUUGACAUGGCUGGAGGACCUGGACUCACUAUGCCUAAGGCUAUACCAUUGCUAGCAAAAUGUAGGCCACGCCAAAAUAUUCUUAACCUUCUUGCUCAGUUGUAA
Messenger RNA from Lycium barbarum (goji berry), 921 nucleotides. Its product is annotated as cytochrome P450 81Q32-like. The record is from RefSeq and is a predicted model, not a curated record. The transcript is spliced from 4 exons. NCBI's taxonomy places the organism in Eukaryota, Viridiplantae, Streptophyta, Magnoliopsida, Solanales, Solanaceae. The coding region runs from base 1 to 921 and encodes 306 amino acids. Gene Ontology annotation, molecular function: monooxygenase activity; oxidoreductase activity, acting on paired donors, with incorporation or reduction of molecular oxygen; iron ion binding.